Messenger RNA from Mya arenaria, 3025 nucleotides. RefSeq lists its product as uncharacterized. Lineage: Eukaryota; Metazoa; Mollusca; Bivalvia; Myida; Myidae. The transcript has 7 exons. The record is from RefSeq and is a predicted model, not a curated record. Bases 122 to 3025 code for a protein of 967 amino acids.
UUCUUGAAUAGUUGUUCAAAAUUAUCUAUGCAUGGUUAAGUGACAAUUACGGUUCUUGUCUUUACACGACUCAAGAAUUAUCCACGUAACUGCCUGAAAUCAGGAGGAGGGUGCUGAUUGGAUGAUGGAAAUCUCCGGACCAUCUGAGAUAGAUGUGGGCAUAGAUCUGGUUACUGCUGCACAAAAUCAUGUCAGCUUCCUCAACAAUGUCAACAAGUACCCCGGCCUGUACGGGGGUCCCGUGCUGGAGCGUGCCAUCUGGAGAUACACACACCUAUGGCUGCCUCUUGCUGCACAACACAAGGAUAAGGUGUUGUCAGCACCACUUGAUGUCGAGUGGGUGUGGCAUUGUCACAUGUUAUCUCCGGUUGCAUACCUGCAGGACUGUCUCCAUGGAUACCAACAUGUACCUGACCACACCAUCCUAGACACAUUCACAUACCAGCAGGCUCUCAUUGCCACAGAACAGUUAUGGAAAUAUGCUUACCUGGACCAACCAUUUGAUGUUGACCUUGAAAACUGCGAUCAUCAUGAAGAUCAAGAUCCAAGGUCAAUCUCUCAUGAGCUGUCCUAUGAUCUCAUUGCCGCUGCAAGCCGUCAGAAAGUCUUCCAAUACCAAGUUUCUCUACCUCAUUAUCUGGAUAAUUUGUUUCUUGAAAAAAGUGUCACAAGGUACAAGAAGUACCUUUUCCUAAAGAGGAAAAACCCAGAUACAUUCCUUGUGCCAUGUUAUGACAUGGACCUGAUAUGGCACUCUCAUAUGAAUCAUCCCCUCUGCUAUAAAACUGUAACAGAAUCCAUACUAGGUGCUAUUUUAAAUCAUGACGACUCUGUUAAUGAUCGCAAUGAAGGUUCUAGGUUGAACAAUUCAUAUGCCAUCACCCGUCAACUUUGGAAGACAGAAUAUGAUGAACAUUUUCCGGCUUAUGGGGCCAUGUAUAGAGGUGAUCCCCCAGUAGGAAAACUGAAUACAAUUGACAAACAGGACAACUUCAGGUUGCUUUUGAAACAAGUUCAUGUUCAAGUUGAUAAAUUAGAAGUUUCAGGUGAGAGAAGCAGCAACCUUGGAAAAUUUAAACUUUUCUUCCUUGACAAGAAAGAGCUGUUACUAUCUGAUCGUAAUGGUCAAAAAGAAGUGGUAGAUAUGUCUGAGAAGUUGAUGACCGUCAAAGGACCUGGCUUUGAGUUUGAAAGGUUGGGAUCUUUCACAAAAUUUUCUAAUUGUAUGGACUCUGACAACCUUCAUGUUCAGCUAUGUCAGCCACAGUCAUUCUUCUGCUUCAAAGCUUCAGAAUCUUGCCAAGGAGAAGCCAAAAUAGAGUUUGAUAAAAUGACCAAGAAGUUUGAUUCAUGCAAUCAGUCUAUCACUGAGAAAGUGGUCCUUGACCUUGACACAGAUUUGACCAUAACCAUGGAUUUGACAUUGACCUUGAAGAAGCUUGGUUCCUGUGACAUGUGGCUGGUUAUUGGGGACUAUGGAGACUGUGUAAUGCCAGAACAGGUAGAACAGCUGUGGGGACCAGUACCAUUACCACGACUUCCUCAAGGAGUAGAAAACAAGUGCUCUGUGGCCUCUCACAGGUUGAAGACACAUGAGGGCCAGACAGAGUUCACGUGCCGUAUCAUACACAGCCUGCCUCUUAUGAUGUCGUCCGUACAGGUCUUCCAUCAUGACAAAAUGGUAGCAGUGGCUCAUGUGAUCGGCUCAGACCAGAUACCAAAACCUACUGAGGUUGGUGAUGGGAGCAAGUGUGUUACCCUGGAGCCAAAGAAUGGUGAGCGGGCGAUGAUCAUUAAGAACGCAACUGGUGACUGGGGUAUCCUUAUUGGCCGCUGGGAUGGGUACAAAAUUGGCAUGCCUGCUGUCAGGGGAACACGAGCAAAGCCUGGCAGGCCUGGGAGCCAAGGUCGCCCAGGUUACCUGACCUUGCUGCUGUACAAGGUUGCCUCCAGGAAGUGGGAGCUGCUCUCCCUGGAAGACCCCUAUCUCACUGAGGAGUUUCGGUUCGACAUUGCAGAUGCCCAUGUUGACUUCAAGAUUGGGAAAGUAAGUGUGCGCGGGGACAGGAAUGAGUUGGCUGAGCAUCUGGCUCUAACAUUUGCUGUGUCACUGCUCCACGUGUUCCUGCAGCCUCGCCCUGCAAGCUGGGAGCCUGGGCAGUCGCUAGAGCCUAGUGCUGACAGGAGAGGUGUCCGGCGGAUCAAGUAUGUCAAGGCUGAGAAACUGGCCUUUGUACUUGCUGCUGGACUGCUGAUAGCCACACCAUCUAACCACUUCUUCAGGAAGAAACUAUUAGGUCAUUCUAGUGAAUCAGGAGGUGGAAGAUUUGGAUAUGGUGCUGUUUUAGGACAUGAUGAAUCAUGUAAACAUGAUAAUGACAACCAGGAAAGUGGCAAUGCUGAAACAAGUGUUUUUGGUAACCUUGGGGAAGAUGGAACUAGUCCGAAUGACAUUGCUACCCAGCUUUUAGGAGGAUCAGAGCAGGAUCAGGGUGGCAACAAUACUAUUCUUGAUGUUCUUUAUGGUGCUGAAGAAAAUACUAAUGCUGAAAAUGAUAAUUUCUCUUCUAAAUUUUUUGACAACCAUAAUGAUAAUGAUAUGUAUAAUGAGGACUUCAACACAUUUCUUGGUGAUGUAGACAUGAAUACUAAUACUGAUGGUGGUGACAACAGUGGAGGGGGUACAGCCUGGAGUUUUGGUUAUGAGGAUGGUGAUGGUGGGGGUUGUGGUGGGUGCGGGGCAGGGUGUGGGGGUGGGGGCCUGUUUGGGGGUGGAGAUGGAGGUGGCGGUGGAGGAGGGGAUUCAGGGUUUGGAGGUGGCGGAUUUAAUGGAGGGGCUUUUGACAGUGGUGGCGAUGGUGGUGGUGACGGAGGGGGUGGACAAGGAUGGAUGGAUGGGUUUAGCUCCAUGGAUAUGGGAGGCGGAGAUUCCAGCGGUGGUGGCUGGGGUGAUGGAGGGGGUGGGGGAGAUGGUGGAGGAGGGGAUGGUGGUGGCUGCGGUGGAUGUGGUGGAUGUGGUGGAUAA